AUGCUUUGUGUGAGGAGUGUAGAUGGGGGAGGAGCAGGUGGCGAUGACGAUACACGUGGGCAGUACCAAUUGGACGUGCCUCCUGGUGCAUCGGCCGCUGUGAUUGUGCCUCUGUCCGCGACCCAAGUUGAGGAGGAGAGCACGAGCAUUGACGAGGAGUUGAUUGAGGAAUGGAUACACCUGGUGAAGAUGACGGGGCAGUGGCUCCGCUACGGCAUUGAGGGUGACCCAGGCACGGCACUGCGACGACGAAGGAAGGGCGGCAGAAGAGCAGGGGCUCAGGAAGGAUCCGAGAAGUUUCAGGUGAUGUCGCAGGCGGACAUAGUGCAUUACGUGGAUGUGAGCGGCGCAUGGGAGCGGCACGAGUGCGAGUGCUGCUACGACCGCGCUGUCAGCUACCGCGCACAGCGCGCGCUCGGCAUCGUCGACCUGGCGCAGUUCCGUUCCAUGAUGCGCACGCCGCUGCUCGACUCCACCCCGCUUGCUCCCCAGGAGCGACCAUGCAGCGCCAUCGUGGAGUACUCGGCGCGAGUGCCCAUGGCGGCGCUGGAGCGGGUGGAGCGGUGGUGCGGCGAGGGGCUGUUCGGCUUCAAGUGCGCCGUGGCGCCCAUUCGCGCCGUCGAGGCGAUGAUCCUCGAGUGGAUGGCGGAGCCCUGUGUGGGCGUGCUCAUGGACCUGGCACGAAUCAGAUCCCGCCUGCCCGCCAUCCUGCCCGCUACAGAUGUCGCUACAGCUGCACCUGCUCCCAGAACAGCUGCUGCCCCUGCUGCUGCCAUUGGCAGUGGCACGUGGGCGACUCGCUGGGCGGCCUACCGCCGUGCUGUGAGCUUCGCGGCCUUCCUGGCGCUGGUGGCGAGGUGCCCGCGCGUGGUGAACCUCAUCAUCUUCGGUGGCGACGCCGCCGUGUAUCCCGCUAUUGCGGGCGAGCUGGGCGCGGGCAGGCAGGUGGAGAGCGACUGCUUCGCGUCCAUGCUAGUGCAGGCGGGGUGGAGAAGGCGCAUGCCGAGGAAAACGGGAGAGGAAGGGCGGGGGGGCGAGGAUGCUGAGAAGGCGCAGGGGGAGGAGGGACAGGCAGAUUGUGAGGUGAUGAAUAGGCGUGGGCGCGUGGUAUAUGAGGAGGAGCGCGGGGGCGUCCGGUUGAUUGUCAUGCAUGUUGAUGGUGGCGGUGCGAGUCACGUAGCGGAUCCAACGCACAGCAGCGCGGCGAGACGAGGGGACGAGCGACGCAGCAGCGGCGCGGCUCAUGGAGGUGCUGGGGAGCAGCAGAGGGGCAGAGGGGGGAGGAAUGGGCAGUGGAGGGAAAAUCUGAAGGGGCGUGAGUGGGAGAGGUAUGUGGAUGGCAUGGCUUGGAUUCUGGAGCAUGGAGAGGGGGGGGGGAGGGAGUUUAGAUGCAGCCACUGCAGUGAGGAGGGCAGGCAGUGCAGUGAGGAGGGCAGGCAGUGCAGUGAGGAGGGCAGGCAGUGCAGUGAGGAGGGCAGCAGCAAUGGUGGUGACGAGCAGGUGAAAGGUGCCCCCAAGGGCAUGUAUGUGAGUGGGGUGAGCGCCACGGACUUGGCUCUUGCUCUAGCCACGGCGCUGUCUCAGUCAGAGAGGUGUGCUGACACGUGCAUGUAUAUCAUGGAUGGCAACAACGCGGCCAAGGGGAAGGUGGAAGAGGCUGCCAUCGAGGAGGCUCGGAGCAGGCUGAGAACAAAGGGGCAGCAGCAGGCAAGCACGAGUGGGGCAGCAGCGAGCACGAGUGGGGCAGCUGAAGCAUCAGCCGCUGCUUACGAAACCCGGCCUUGUGCACGAGUAGAGUGGCAGGAAUGGCCACAUGGCGAUGAAGCUGCUUUGAAGCUUCCUGAUGAUCCCGACGCGAGAUUCUACCAGCUGGGCAUUGUGGAGGAGAGUACAAGGGGAGUGGCGAGUGAGCAGAGGGUAGCAGAAGAAGCAUCAAAGUGUGGGGGGAAGCACAUGAGGCGGAAGGUGCGAGGAGGCAAGGCACCAGGCCAAGGAAGUGACAGCAGUGGGGGUGACACAAACAGAGGGUUUGGCGAAGAGCAGAGGGCCAUUUCUGAUGCAGCCGGCACGGCUGCUGCAUGGUCGCCUGCCAUGAGCAAGCUGCCCAUCGUGCGGUGCGUGAUGGAUGCAGAGUACCUUGUGCAGGCGGCCGGGCAGGUGAUGAGUGCGCCGGCGUGCGCCCAGUGCAUCCACUGCUGGCGCGACUUCAACCUGUGCCUGCCCUCCAUUGCCCUCAUCGCCAAGUUCGCCUACCGCCCCCUCUACGUCCUCUUCAACCGCUUCCUCUCUGUCUUCCCGCCACACUCUGAUGGGUUUGACGAGCUUGUGAAGAUCGUGGGGUUUGUGCCGUUUCCCCCAGGCCCGCCUUCACGCAUCAACCUUGCCAUUCUGCGCGGCGAGGUGGAGAAGCAGCGCGUGUUCUUCCUGCUGCUGGUGGCGCUACUGUGGCCCGCGUCCAUCCUGGACAUGGAGUGA
Messenger RNA from Closterium sp. Naga37s-1, 2475 nucleotides. The record is from the annotation of a GenBank genome assembly. Lineage: Eukaryota; Viridiplantae; Streptophyta; Zygnematophyceae; Desmidiales; Closteriaceae.